Messenger RNA from Colletotrichum chrysophilum, 1479 nucleotides. RefSeq lists its product as uncharacterized. The transcript has a single exon. Gene Ontology annotation, molecular function: arylsulfatase activity. The record is from RefSeq and is a predicted model, not a curated record. Bases 1 to 1479 code for a protein of 492 amino acids. NCBI's taxonomy places the organism in Eukaryota, Fungi, Ascomycota, Sordariomycetes, Glomerellales, Glomerellaceae.
AUGGCCCCGAGAAACGUGCUCCUGCUCGUGGCAGACGACUUGGGAAAGCAGCUUGGCUGCUACGGAAACCCCUACAUCAAAACUCCAAACAUCGACAAGCUUGCUGCUGAAGGUACACGGUUCGACAAAGCUUUUGCAAGCACUGCUUCUUGCUCCGGCUCAAGAUCGACCCUCUACACAGGCCUCCACACCCACCAGAAUGGCCAGUACGGACUCAACAGCGGCAAACACCAUUUCAUGACAUUCGAUCACAUUGAGUCUGGACCGGCCUUGUUAUCCAAGGCUGGCGUUCGUACCGGGAUUAUCGGGAAGAUCCACGUCGGCCCAGACAAUGUUUAUCCCUGGGAAUGGAGGGCCGAGAGCCUGACCAGGGAUGUGUGGUGGUCUUCUCAACGCGCGGCCGAGUUCUUCAAGGUCUCCAAAGAGGAUGGGCGGCCGUUUGUACUGACCGUUGGGUAUCACGACCCCCAUCGCGAUCGCACCCGCGGCGGCUUUGGCAAUGAUGAGCCGGUCGACGAGCGGAUAAACAGCGUGAAGUAUCAUGCCAGCGACAUGGUUGUCCCAGGCUUCCUCUCAGAGACACCCGGUGUUCGACAUGAGCUUGCAGGCUAUGCUGAGGCCAUUAGCCGUCUGGAUCAGGGCAUCGGCAUGAUCCUUCAUGAGCUUGAAGCAUCUGGCUUCGCCGAUGACACUCUAGUCAUUUUCAUCAGCGACAAUGGCCCUCCUUUCUUGAACUCCAAGACGACUCUUUACGAUGCAGGGGUCUGCCUCCCUCUCAUCAUCAAGCAGCCUAGAUCUUCACCGGCUGUAAAUCGCAACCUGGUGUCUUACAUCGAUGUUUUACCCACCAUCUUGGAUUGGGUUCUGGAUCAAAACUCGGAAGUACCCAAGGCGGGACUCGCGGGUCGGUCGUUCCUCGACAUAAUCAGUGAAGGUCAGGAGCUUCCUGAAUGGGAUCACGUAUUUGGCUCCCACACCUUUCAUGAGUCGACGAAUUACUGGCCCACGAGGUACAUCCGAACGAGACGAUACAAGUAUCAUCGCAAUAUUGCAUGGAGACUUGACUUUCCUUUUGCCAAUGAUAUCUACGGCUCACUCACAUGGGAAGACAUCCGCAAUGCCGAAGAGAGUCCGAAGAAGGUUGGGCAAAGACUGCUGAAAGACUACUUCUUCCGUCCUGCGGAGGAAUUGUACGAUCUCACAGUGGAUCCUAAUGAGGUGAAGAAUCUAGCCAAGGAUACUGAUCAUCAGCAUGUACUCGAUGAGCUGAGGACCAGGCUGGAAGAUUGGCAGAGAAGAACGAACGACCCUUGGCUGUACCGCGACGGGAUCUCGAUCCUUCUGAACAAGCAUCAUAUUGAUGCCGGGCUCUCAGUUCCCGAUAAGUGGGAUCUUGACAUUGAAAGUCCUGAGACAAAUAAGAAAGGUAUCAAAUUGUAUGAUAACUUGCCUUUCGGGGUGUCUGGUGUCAGAUCGUAG